UCCCACACCUCUCCGCCUCUCCGCGAACAGCUCCUAUCUCCUACGGCGAGGAGAGGAAAAAAAAAAACAGAGCAGAACAGAACUGUUUGAAACACAAAUCCCACUUCUAGUGCUCCCUUUUCUCAUUGCCCUUACUGACGGACUUCAUUACUUUACCCCCCUCUUCGCGCCAAUGCCAGAGAACGCGCAGAAACCAAGGAUUUUUUCCUCUUGAGCAUGAGAAGGAUUGCCAAUUCAUCCGCAAUCCAACAUCACCGACCGAGCCACCAGCAUGAGCACUGGAUACAUAUGCUCCUCCAGCAGAAGUUGUUGGCUAGAGAACUAACCAACCUUGGACCACGAUUUCAGCUAAAGAGGGGAGAGUCAGUUUUAGGUCUCCACAUAAUGGAGCGAGAAUGAACAGAGAGUGGCUUAAAAAAAAGCAUGAACUGGAGGUUUAUUGAGGUCAUCUGCUUCCUGUUUAUAUGGGACCAUAUAACAGUUCAGUCUUCCCGCCAGGACCUGUUGGCUGCUGAACAACAUGUCACCAAACAAUAUGACUGGCUCAUCUCUGACCGCGGACCUUUCCACCACUCUCGGAGCUAUAUGUCCUUUGUGGAAAGAUUCCGCCAAGGAUUUACAACCAGAUAUAAAAUUUAUAGGGAAUUUGCACGUUGGAAGGUGAGGAACACUGCGAUCGAGAGAAGGGACCUCAUCCGGAACCCCGUGCCACUUAUGCCAGACUUCCAGCGUAGCGUUCGCUUGCUGGGCCGCAGACCCACAACCCAGCAGUUCAUCGACACCAUCAUCAAGAAAUAUGGAACCCACAUUCUCAUCUCAGCCACCCUGGGAGGGGAGGAAGCACUGACUAUGUUCCUGGCCAAAAACAAGCUGGAUAGGAAGCUUGCCAACACUACUCAGAAUGUGGAGGCCCUUCAUCAGUUGGCCUCAUCCUACUUCAUUGACCGUGACGGCACAAUGAGGAAGCUGCAUGAGAUCCAGAUUUCCACCAACGCCAUAAAGGUGACAGAGACACGGACCGGGCCGCUGGGGUGCAGCAGCUAUGACAAUCUGGACUCAGUCAGCUCCAUCCUCCUGCAGAGCCCGGAGAGCAAGCUUCAUCUGCAAGGUAAACAAACAGACGAGUUCAAGUCGUUCCUGAAGAGGCUGCCCUCCACUCACUUCCUGCCCAUCAGCAGCGUCCAUCUCCUGUGGGGCAGCGACUGGGACCUGCAGGCUCGGUACCGGCUCCUCCAGAGCUCCCUGGAGAUCCAGCGCCUCAAGAUCCGCCGCACGGCCCGCAAGCUCUUCAGCCUCAGCAUCCGCUGUCACCACAACCCCAACCACCAGAUGCCCCGGGAGAGGUCUGUGAUGCAGUGGCUCAACAGGGUCCAGUCCUUCUUGUACUGCAAUGAAAACGGGUUCUGGGGGACGUUCCUGGAGAGCCAGCGGACGUGCGUUUGCCACACCGGCGUCACGCUGUGCCAGCGGCCGAUCCCCUGCGUCAUCGGCGGCAACAACAGCUGCGCCAUGUGCAGCCUGGCCAACAUCUCGCAGUGCGGCUCCUGCAACAAAGGCUACAAGCUGUACCGGGGCCGCUGCGAGUCCCAGAACGUGGACUCGGAGCGCAGCGAGCAGUUCAUCAGUUUCGAAACCGACCUGGACUUUCAGGACCUGGAACUGAAAUACCUGCUGCAGAAAAUGGAUUCCCGCUUGUACAUCCACACCACGUUCAUCAGCAACGAGAUCCGGCUGGAGACGUUCUUCGACCCGCGCUGGCGCAAGCGCAUGUCCCUGACGCUCAAGAGCAACAAGAACCGCAUGGACUAUCUCCACAUGAUCAUCGGCCUGUCCAUGAAGAUCUGCCAGAUGCGGAACAGCAGCAUCGACCCCAUGUUCUUCGUGUACGUCAACCCGUUCAGCGGCAGCCACUCGGAGGGCUGGAGCAUGCCGUUCGGCGAGCACGGGUACCCGCGCUGGGAGAAGGUGCGCCUGCAGAACUCCCAGUGCUUCAACUGGACCCUGCUGCUCGGCAACAGGUGGAAGACCUUUUUCGAGACGGUGCACAUCUACCUACGCAGUCGCGCCAAGAUCCCAACCGGCCUCCGCAACGACACGGGCCAGGGCCCGGUGGACCUGGCCGACCCCAACAAGCGGCAGAUCUACAUCAAGAUCUCCGACAUCCAAGUGUUCGGCUACAGCUUGCGCUUCAACGCCGACCUGCUCCGCAGCGCCGUGCAGCAGGUGAACCAGUCGUACACGCAGGGAACCCAGUUUUACUCGUCCUCUUCGGUUAUGCUGCUGCUCCUGGACAUUAGGGAUCGCAUCAACCGCCUGGCGCCGCCGUCUGCGCCCGGCAAGCCCCAGCUGGACCUGUUCUCCUGUAUGCUGAAGCACCGGCUCAAGCUCACCAACAGCGAGAUGAUCCGGGUCAACCACGCCUUGGACAUGUACAGCACGGAGAUACUAAAACAGUCGGAUCACCUGACCGCUAAGCUCUGCUGAACUGUUUAAAUUAAAAGACAGCGAAGGAAAUGAAAACACCCAACACAUGGACUAAUACGGGGGACGUUAAUCUUUUUUUUUUUUUUUCCUUCUUUCCAUUUUUUUGACCUUUUCUGCCUUUUUGAUGUAAUAAUAACUUUGUAAGCAUAAUUCUUGAAAAAGUACGACGGAGUAUUAGGGCCAAACUAAGACAAAAAAAAUUUGGAAAUUACGAGAAUAAAGUCGUAAAAUUACGAGAAU
This is a messenger RNA of Cololabis saira (Pacific saury), 2724 nucleotides long. RefSeq names its product bone morphogenetic protein/retinoic acid inducible neural-specific 1 (gene brinp1). The transcript is spliced from 7 exons. Lineage: Eukaryota; Metazoa; Chordata; Actinopteri; Beloniformes; Belonidae. Gene Ontology annotation, biological process: negative regulation of mitotic cell cycle; positive regulation of neuron differentiation. The record is from RefSeq and is a predicted model, not a curated record. Bases 424 to 2484 code for a protein of 686 amino acids.